AACCUCCUGAGGGGUGGGAGCGGGCCGGGGGAUUGCUUGUGUCUUUUUGCUGUGCUGAAGGGAGACGGGCCGGGCAUGAGGAGCCGCCGCGUCCCGUACAGGUUAUUUAAUCAGCCGCUAUUUUGAAUAAGAAGGAAAAACAAUGAUGUCAAGGCAGGCCUUUCUCUGCAGUUUGGGAUCUCUGUAUUUGUCCCUUCUGUUUGUAUUUCUUCUGAUGGAUGUUUAUGCAAGGCCUGCAAAUAAUUCAGCCCUCAAAGAGAAGCCAGCUGACAGUAGGGAUGAGAAUGAGAUCUUGCCUCCAGAUCACUUGAAUGGGGUCAAAAUGGAGAUGGAUGGACAUCUCAACAAAGAAUUUCAUCAAGAAGUUUUUCUGGGAAAAGAGAUGGAAGAGUUUGAGGAAGACUCAGAACCCAGGAAAAACAGGAAGAAGCUCAUGGUCAUCUUUUCCAAAGUGGAUAUAGAUAAUGAUAAAAAGAUAAGCGCUAAAGAGAUGCAGCGCUGGAUCAUGGAGAAGACAGAUGAACAUUUCCAGGAAGCUGUGGAAGAGAAUAAAAUGCAUUUCCGAGCUGUGGACCCUGAUGGUGAUGGUCACGUUUCCUGGGAUGAAUAUAAAAUUAAAUUUUUGGCAAGUAAAGGACUUAAUGAAAAAGAGAUUGCAGAGAAGAUCAAAAACAACGAAGAGCUGAAAAUAGAUGAAGAAACACAGGAAGUUUUGGAUAACCUGAAGGAUCGGUGGUACCAAGCUGACAACCCACCUCCUGAUAUGUUAUUGAACGAAGAAGAGUUCUUAUCCUUUCUUCAUCCAGAGCACAGCAGGGGAAUGCUGAAGUUUAUGGUCAAAGAAAUCAUCCGAGAUUUGGAUCAAGAUGGAGAUAAGAAGCUUACCCUUUCAGAGUUCAUUUCAUUACCUGUCGGUACUGUAGAGAACCAGCAAGCUCAAGACAUUGAUGAUGAUUGGGUAAAAGACAGAAGGAAGGAAUUUGAGGACGUCAUUGAUGCUAACCAUGAUGGUAUUGUCACGAUGGAAGAGCUGGAGGAAUAUAUGGAUCCUAUGAAUGAAUACAAUGCCCUAAAUGAAGCGAAGCAAAUGAUAGCGGUCGCAGAUGAAAAUCAAAACCAUCACUUAGAGCUGGAGGAGAUCCUGAAAUACAGCGAAUACUUCACAGGCAGCAAACUUAUGGACUAUGCACGUAACGUCCAUGAGGAGUUCUGACCUUGCUCGCUUUUCCAGAGCUCUGAAGCACUUUCCUGCUUUUGAAAAAAAACAAAAAAAAUCAACACUCACAAAGUUUCCUUGCUGCUAUCUGUGUUAUAUGCGUACUGUGUUGUACUAGACUAAAAAACCUUCCGUCCAUAUAGAAGAUCUACAGCUUUGUUGCCUUUGGUAUGUAAAAUUAGGAACCAAGCCCAAAAAUAACGAGGCAGGUACUGGACUGCGUGAGUUCACCCUGUUUUAUACAGAUAAUCCAGCUGAAGUUCCAGCUGCUUUUGGCUAAUUGCAUUUGGUGGAGGCAUCUUAAAUAUUUAACUUGUUGCCCUCAUAGCUGCUGAUCCAUGGGAAAUCACCAAUAAACACUGAAAGAUAUUGGCUUUUGUAAAGGGGACUGUGGUUCAGAUAAGUGUUCUAACCUCAUGAGGAUAUCCAUUCAUAGACUGAUUGGGAAUACUUCUGUUUUGCUCAGCAAAUCAUCCAUUUGUAUUUUGUUUACGGUCAUAUCCAUUUCAAAGUUUUGUGUUUUUUUUUUUUAAUUAAGAAAAUCAGUAAAUAGUAUCAAGAUGAUACUGCCUGGGCUGUUCUUGCUAUGUGUGUUUUUUUCCAGUCAUGCUCAGUUCUUUUCUUACUGUUCACUGAUCUGUGUAGUCAAUACACAUCUAAUGAUAUCUGUACUCAGUAUCAAUGGGUUACUUGGUUAUUGUCAUUGUUUAUGUCUUGAGAUACAGUUCUUACUGGAUUUUACUUUGCUUAAGAGUUGAACGCUGUUGUUGAUUCGUGAUAGGAGUUCCAGCAAAUGCUGUUCUCAUAGUCUGUUUCCAGUAACUGUUGCAGGUAUUUGUGAGUCAGGAGAAAAGAUGAUAGCCAUAUUCCUGAGAUUCCUCGUUCAUCUGUGAUAAUCCAGUACAUUUUUCAAGGCAUCUCAACCUAGCUAUGCACUGUUGAGAAUUUAAUCCAGGUUCUCCUGCCGGAAGAGAGCUUUAAGAGCUGUGAAAAGAGCUUGCUUUAAACGUUAGAGAAUCUCUUCUGCAUCUACUUAAAAAGAAAAGUGGUGCCAGGUUUUUAUUUUUCUGUGCAUUUCAGAGGCUGCACAGAGCACGGGGCUUCGCCUAGAUGUAUGAUUCCUACUGAACUAAAAGUGGUUGUUGAGACUGGUGUAGGUACUUAUGUUUGUACAAAUUAGUGAUGCUGAUGAGCUCACGAACGUUAAGGUUGGGAGAAAUACGUUCUUUGCUUUUGAAUUGCUUUUGACAGAGCAAAGUGCAGUCAGCACUUGGGAAGGUUUUUAAUCGGUCUGGUUUUGGGUAAUCCCUGACAGUCUCGUGCAACGCAGAGGUCAUACCCACUACUGUCUAAAUAAAGUAUUUUUACGCUGGUUUCAUCUUUACUGUAAAAGCCCUCUUUCUGAAGGGUUGCCUGAAAAAUCCGAUUAAGAUGUUAUAUUUGAUUAAAUUUAUUCUCUUAAUAUAAUGUAAAUAUAAGCAUUACUGUCUUUCUGUUUCAGUAUUCCCUACUUUUUGUUGGUUUGUUUUUGUUAAAUGGCUUGUUUCAGAGUCUUUAUAUACAUAUAUCAUUUUGUAUUGAGUUUUUUUUUCUCUGUGGUUUGGAAAUGUUCUGGUUUUAGGUUUCUCAAUGAAUGGGAAGAAUUGAAACCCAUCAGAGGAGAAUUUCAUUUGUAUUAAAGCAUCAUUAACAAGAA
Molecule: messenger RNA, 2912 nt
Organism: Gallus gallus (chicken)
Lineage: Eukaryota; Metazoa; Chordata; Aves; Galliformes; Phasianidae
Gene: SDF4
Product: stromal cell derived factor 4
Exons: 7
Coding region: 143-1213 (356 amino acids)
Biological process (GO): calcium-ion regulated exocytosis
Cellular component (GO): endoplasmic reticulum
Molecular function (GO): calcium ion binding
Source: RefSeq, marked validated